AUGGAGCCUGCUGCCUCUCCUGCCAAGCGCGCUCGUCGCACCGCGCUGCAGCGUGCGGCCGCUGGGUCGAUGGACAUCCGCGAGUGCUUCCGCGAGUCCGCUGCAGCUGCCGCCAGUCCCCGUCCUGCGUCGACAGCGCUGCCCGAUCCCUCCGCAGCCCAGGUGCACGUCCUCAUGACUUGGACCUUCGCCGCGGCUCUGGCGGCUCGCGACGCUUGGGCACGCUUCCAGGCGUCGGACGGCCCGCUCCUGUUUCAGGCGAACUUGCAGCUCCUGCCCCUCGACUUCGACGUGGCGUUCGAGAUUUGUGUGCCGCUGGACGACGAAGGUCGUCGCACGAUGGCGGACGUGAAGCAAGCCGUUCUCGCGGCACUGGAUCUGGCGUUGGCCUGCUGGCGUGCCCAAGAAGCCGCUGAUCUGUCAUCUCGACCAGCGCGACGACAGCUGAUCCCGCCGGUGCUGUGGUGUCGUAAAGCUGCAGAUGCUCUGGUCCCGCCCUCCUUGUGCCAUCCUCGCAUGCUUCGGUGCAGUGUGUGCGUGUUCAACUUUCCCGGCCGUGCUGUGGUGGCUGCUAUCCCGCGCGGCAGCCUCUCGUCCUCGUGCCUACAGAAUGCAAAAAAUCUCGAGGGUGCUGUGCUAGUGGCGGGCUUCCUUGCUCUCACGAAAUGCCUGCUUAAGCUUCUCCGAGCAGUUGUUGCUUUCACGCUUGCGCUGCCUUCUCAUCGCAACUUGCGAGCCUUUGUGCUUUUUUGCCGCAGCCUCUACUGGCUCGACUUUCUGUUCAAAGACCACCUCCGUGCCUGCAGGAUGGACAUGAGAUUCCUGGCCCGCGGGCAGCGCUGGUCCGAGGUGCAAGAUUCCAGCUCGGAUUCGGCAGAUGAUGCGGCGGCGCCGACGGCCCCCCCGCCUGCGACACGCGUUUCUCGCUUUCCCCUGCGAACUGUGCUGCACGCUUACCUUCGUGGAGUGCUGUUUCGCGAAGGCCACUCCAGCAGUCUGCUCACGUUGCAGCGCCUCCUCCUUCACGAGUUGCCUGCAGACACUCUGCCUCGUGGUCUUUUGCGCGACCUGGUGUACUCCUUCUCUUUUGACGUCGACACCGUCUUGCUGCACGUGAACAACUUCCUGCACGCUGCGGCGUCUCGCGCUGUCGUCGGUGCUGCGCUGCGGCAGUGGCUCGGCUUCGUCUGGCUGGAGUGCUUGCGGCUGCCCGACCCCCCUCGGGCCGUGCUGCUGGGCUGCUUGUGGGGCGUCGCGCUGGUCGCCGACUUCUGA
Symbiodinium necroappetens is the source of this 1275-nucleotide messenger RNA. The record is from the annotation of a GenBank genome assembly. NCBI's taxonomy places the organism in Eukaryota, Dinophyceae, Suessiales, Symbiodiniaceae.